Messenger RNA from Lachancea dasiensis, 312 nucleotides. The record is from the annotation of a GenBank genome assembly. NCBI's taxonomy places the organism in Eukaryota, Fungi, Ascomycota, Saccharomycetes, Saccharomycetales, Saccharomycetaceae.
AUGGUAAAAUACAAUGAAUACAAACAAAUAAUGGAGGACUUGCAAACGAAAAUUAUCGAACUGGGCAACGACAAAGAUGAACACCAAGUUGUUCUAUCCACCCUUUCAGAGACUGAUCCUAGUAGAAAAUGUUAUAGAAUGAUAGGAGGGGCUUUGGUAGAGACGGACGUUAAAUCUACGCUGCCCGUUCUGAAAACGAAUGAAGGCAAUUUGACCAAUACAAUCUCUACAAUGAAGGCUGAAUUAAUAAAGACCGCCGACGAGUUCGAAAAAUGGAAAAAGGAUAACAAAAUUCAAGUCGUGAGGCAAUGA